Molecule: messenger RNA, 1084 nt
Organism: Carica papaya (papaya)
Lineage: Eukaryota; Viridiplantae; Streptophyta; Magnoliopsida; Brassicales; Caricaceae
Product: sodium/hydrogen exchanger (DUF1218)
Source: RefSeq, a predicted model, not a curated record
CCCAAACUUUCGGCCCUUUUCCCUCUUCCAACAGUCCCUUCGGUUCCUUUACAGCAAACUUCACACUGCCUACAAAGUAAAGUUCUUACAGUUCACACUAAGCUGCUACUUGCCUCUCUGUUUCUCUCUCGAAGAUUCUGGGAGAUGGGAGAAGGGAAGGGCUCCACUCUGGUGCACCUUCUGGUUGUGGUUCUCAGCUUAGUCGCCUUUGGAUUCGCCAUUGCUGCUGAGAGACGGAGAAGCAUUGGGAUGGUAGUUAAAGAUGAUGUAUCAAAUGCUACGUAUUGUGUCUACAACUCAGAUGUGUCCACUGGGUAUGGAGUGGGUGCUUUCUUAUUUCUUCUUUCAAGUGAAUCUCUACUUAUGGGCGUGACCAAAUGUAUGUGUUUUGGGAGACCAUUGGCUCCUGGCAGUAACCGAGCAUGGUCCAUCAUCUAUUUUGUCUCUUCAUGGUUGACUUUUCUGGUUGCAGAAGCUUGUCUAAUUGCGGGUGCCACAAGGAAUGCCUAUCAUACCAAGUAUCGGGGAAUGAUUUAUGCCCAGAAUUUUUCCUGUGAAACAUUGCGAAAAGGUGUUUUCAUUGCAGGAGCAGUCUUUGUGGUGGCAACAAUGAUUCUAAACGUGUAUUACUACAUGUACUUCACUAAGGCAACUACUACACAGGCAGCUCAUAAAACAAAUCGUGCAAAUUCAACUGUUGGGAUGACUGGGUAUUCAUAGAACCACCUUCCGAGCUUCAUAUCCAUGUUUUGCUGGAUUUAUUUGGGCCUGUGUUGAUUGUAUUCUGAAGUCUGCUCUCGUUACUAUGUGCUUAUUUAUUGGUACAUAUACAUAGUCUCCUUAUGUAUCUCCUGUGCUGAUCAAGACCAGAGGAUAAAAAAUUUAAGAAGAAAACUUGAGAGUGUUUACAAAUAGUUGUACCACUUGAGAUUUGGAAGUGCGUAACCGACUCAGCGAAAGGAAGUUGGUUCCCUCUUUCAUGUUUCUUUUAUGUGAAGAGUAUUUUGCUAGAUAGAAUCUAAAUGUGUGCACACAGGUUUAAGGUUUGUCUAAAUUUGUUAUUUAGGGUUGAUUGAAUUUUCUA